Leguminivora glycinivorella is the source of this 2007-nucleotide messenger RNA. Its product is annotated as metaxin-2. Bases 232 to 990 code for a protein of 252 amino acids. Gene Ontology annotation, biological process: mitochondrion organization. The record is from RefSeq and is a predicted model, not a curated record. NCBI's taxonomy places the organism in Eukaryota, Metazoa, Arthropoda, Insecta, Lepidoptera, Tortricidae. The transcript has 7 exons. Gene Ontology annotation, cellular component: SAM complex.
GUCAAUUUGCUGAAAGACUGGUGCGAAAUUGUGCAUUUUAUUAUUUAUUGCAUUUCUGUAAAUCCAAGAUUGUUAGUAUAUUUUAGUGCUUAAUACAGUAGUUAAACAUGCCAGAAUUUGACCUUAAAGAUUCCAUCCUAACAUCACUUAAUGAUGCUGAGCGCCCUAUUUUGAUGUAAUUCUGUGCUGUUACGAGUUUGGUCCAGUUUAGUCUUCUAAAGUUUGUUAAAAAUGAAAAACGGGGAUCCCUUUAUUUUUGCGCAAGAGCCAUGGCCGGACAACGUGAAGCUGUUCCAGCCAUACGAAGUAGAGCAGAUACUGCUCCCGGACAACGCUAGCUGCCUCGCCGUUCAGGCCUUUUUGAAGAUGUGCAACCUUCCCUUCGAAGUAGAAAUGCGCUGGAACGCAGAGUUCAUGUCUCCUUCUGGUCGCGUCCCUUUCAUCAAAUGCGGGGCUUUUGUGGUGUCCGAAUUAGAGCCUGUCGCUCAGUUUGCUGCUAAUAAAGGAGUUUCACUCUGCAGCCGACUCAGUUCAGAAGAGAAGGCUGAGAUGCGAGCUUAUAUGAGUCUUAUUACUAAUGUACUGGUUAACGCUGAGCUCUGGAUAUCCUGGAUUGACGACGAAACCUACAACGCGGUGACAAAAGUGCGCAACGCUUCUGUCUACCCAUGGCCGUUGGGGUGGAUCCAAACGAGAACCAAACGCAACAUGGUGGCCAAGCGGCUCAAGGCACUGCAUUGGCAUGAUAAGACUUUAGACCAGGUUUUGGCUGAUGUGGACCAAUGUUGCAAUUCGCUAAGUCAGCGUUUGGGAGACAAGGAUUAUUUCUUCGGAACCCCCACAGAGCUAGACGCCCUCGUCUUCGGUCACGUGUUCACCGUGCUAACGACCCGCCUCCCGCGCCGCCGGCUCGCUGAGACCAUUCGCAAGCACGCGCCUCUCCUAGCACUCGCGCGUCGGGUCGACGAGACUUACUUCAAGCGCCCAUAGCGCGAGAAGGUCCAGGAUAUCUCCACAAAAUUCACUAGCCCUUAGACUGGUUACGGUAGCAACUUGUUCCAUAUAUGGCACACUUUACCACGAGUAUUCACCUUACAUCUGCAAUGUCAAGUCGUCGAGACGUAAGUGUUAACCUCUAGUAUAUAUUUAGGCAUGGAUUAGGAAAUUGAAUGUAUUAUUUUAAAUGUCAAGUACAAAGUGAUUCUGGUGUAAGGUCACUUUUUCAAUGACCAAACUUGACAGGAACGAUUCGAGGGGUUAAUUCGUACUAACAAGUUUAUGAUACACAGUGUUCCGUAUAUGGAACAAAUUGAAGAAUUAUACUAAUUCGAAUAUGUUUAUAUACAACAGACAUAUUUGGGUUAAAUAACUCUAUUUAGACGAGUAAAGUAUAGCUAAAGGGUAUAUUUGUGGGGAUAGGACUUGGUAUAAAUACUAUAAAUGUCAUAAUAACAAUUUAAUAAAUCGUAUAUAUUAUUAUGAAUGGUUGAUGUAAAUAUAGAGAACCCAAUAUCGGGUCACCGGCGCUGAAUGUGUUAAUUCUAAACGCAUAUGGGCGUUCAAAGAGUUAAUUAUAAGUCUAAGUUAUAGUUAGUUAUAUAAUUUGUAUCUUACUAACAAGUCUUAAGAGCUAUCUAUAUUUGAAUGGCGGUAAUUUUUAUGUGUUGUGCAAUAGUUAUAAAUAUUUGCACAAACUAACACCUAGUCUUUUAAAUAUAAGUUUUAUAAAGUAAAAUCAUUAUUAAAUACAGUGUCCACUGAAUUAAAUACUGGGUCAUAUAUGGCACGUGUGUACAGUGGAUACUUCCAAGGGGUCGGAUCGGAUUCAGAUAGGACGUAGUGCGAAAUCGCUCUAAGAUUGGUCUGGGCCAAUUUUGCCGAUUUUAAAUUUGGAACUUUCUUUUAUUUCCAUAAGGGCCACUUGCACCAACGAAAAUGGAGAGUUAACCGCCAUUUUAUAUGGAAUUUGACAAAUGACAGCCCACUAACCCUGAGUUAAGUGGGCAA